This is a messenger RNA of Suricata suricatta (meerkat), 1044 nucleotides long. It is a transcript of the gene UBE2I, whose product is annotated as ubiquitin conjugating enzyme E2 I. The coding region runs from base 446 to 958 and encodes 170 amino acids. Gene Ontology annotation, cellular component: nucleus. The record is from RefSeq and is a predicted model, not a curated record. Gene Ontology annotation, molecular function: SUMO conjugating enzyme activity. The transcript has 7 exons. NCBI's taxonomy places the organism in Eukaryota, Metazoa, Chordata, Mammalia, Carnivora, Herpestidae. Gene Ontology annotation, biological process: protein sumoylation.
UGACAGGGACGCGAGCCCGGGCCGCCCCGCCGCCGGGGCUCUCCUCCGCCCCAGGGAAAUUCGUUUCCGGGGUCACGGUCUGCACACAGACCUGUGGCGCCUGGCAGCCGGGCCGAGCGUGUACGGCAGAGAGAGUUGCAAGUGGGGGGUUGCAGCAUCGCUGGCUCGCGUGGCGGGGCUCGCAAAACCCCAGCAGCCCGAGUUUCCUUGUGCCUCUGAAGAGCGCCGCUUGCACGCGGUGGGAUCCCCGACGUUAGCGCUGCGUUCGAGGGAGAGUUUUCGUACGCGGCUGCUUUGUAGCAGUCGAGCGGAGGUCGGAACGGGUAGUUACGUGAGUGGGAGGAAGCGAAGGGACGGUUAGCGCGGCUCCUGGUCGUGGCCUGCAGCCGCCCUGAAAUCAGCAUCGCUGGGUUCGGCUGCUGCAGUUUGAAAAGGGACUUUGACCAUGUCCGGGAUCGCCCUCAGCAGACUCGCCCAGGAGAGGAAAGCUUGGAGAAAGGACCACCCGUUUGGCUUUGUGGCUGUCCCUACAAAAAACCCCGACGGCACGAUGAACCUGAUGAACUGGGAGUGCGCCAUUCCCGGGAAGAAAGGGACUCCAUGGGAAGGAGGCUUGUUUAAACUCCGGAUGCUUUUCAAAGACGAUUAUCCGUCCUCACCCCCAAAAUGCAAGUUCGAGCCCCCGCUGUUCCACCCGAACGUGUACCCCUCGGGCACGGUGUGCCUGUCCAUCCUCGAGGAGGACAAGGACUGGAGGCCGGCCAUCACGAUCAAGCAGAUCUUGUUAGGAAUACAGGAACUUCUAAAUGAACCAAAUAUCCAGGACCCAGCUCAAGCAGAGGCCUACACGAUCUACUGUCCUUGGCUUGACGAAGGUGUAAUUCUGUACCGGGGGAAGGAUGGACUGCGCCCGUCCUCUAUUUCUGAUGUGAGGGAAGAGAGCGCGUUCCCAGCAUGAGGCGCCUAAUAAUUAGUAAGGAAUUGUGGGCAAUACGUUAACCACUGUAUCUAAGAAUCCUCUAAUUAAAACAUUUCCACAAGUGC